AUGCCUUCUUCUUCGCUUUGGAUGAGUGCAGGUUCACUCGCUGUUGCUUCAUUCCUUUCACCCGUCGCAGCUGGCAGCCCCUCUUCGAAGUCGGGCAGCUAUUCGCUCCUUGAGGCCUGGCAGGGCGAAUCCUUUUUCGAUUAUUUCGACUUCUUCGACGCUCCGGACCCUACCAACGGUUAUGUCACAUACGUCAACAAAACGAGCGCUGAGAGCGCGGGCCUCAUCAACAUCACCUCCAGUGGAAGUGCCUACGUGGGUGUGGACCACACGAGCAUCCUUGACCCGAAUGGCGCGGGCCGUGAAUCUGUGCGUCUGGAUAGUAAGAGGUUUUAUGAGCAAGGACUGUAUAUCGUGGAUCUCGAACACAUGCCUGGCAGCAUCUGUGGUCUUUGGCCCGCCUUUUGGUCUGUCGGUCCCAGCUGGCCGGAAGAUGGCGAAAUCGAUAUCAUCGAAGGUGUCAACACGCAUGAAAACAACGAGAUUGUCUUACAUACUAGUGGGACCUGUACUGUUACGAGCGACGACAUGACUGGAAACCUCACUUCGAGCGAAUGUGGCGAGGCAUCUGGCACUAUCGGCUGUGUAGUGGAGGCCGAGAAUGGAACCUAUGGUACCCCGUUGAACAAACAGGGUGGUGGUGUCUAUGCGAUGGAAUGGACUUCUGAAUUCAUCAAGAUUUGGUUCUUCCCUCGCAAGUCAAUUCCCGAAUCCAUCACCAAGGGCAACCCUGAUCCCUCCACUUUUGGUACCCCAAUGGGCAACAUGCAGGGAGGCUGUGAUGUUGAGAAACGAUUCACGGCCCAGAAGUUCAUCCUCGACACAACAUUCUGCGGUGACUGGGCCGGCGGUGUAUUUGGUGAAUCGGGAUGCCCAAUGAGUGAUUCCAGCAGUCCCAUCAAGUCUUGUGUCAACUAUGUCGCCGAGAACCCGGCUGUGUAUAAGGAAGCUUACUGGGAGAUCAACUCCAUCAAGGUUUAC
Molecule: messenger RNA, 981 nt
Organism: Aspergillus wentii DTO 134E9
Lineage: Eukaryota; Fungi; Ascomycota; Eurotiomycetes; Eurotiales; Aspergillaceae
Gene: eng2
Product: putative GPI anchored endo-1,3(4)-beta-glucanase
Exons: 1
Biological process (GO): glucan catabolic process
Molecular function (GO): hydrolase activity, hydrolyzing O-glycosyl compounds
Source: RefSeq, a predicted model, not a curated record